AUGGCGGGAAGCGAACCACGCAGCCGAGCCAGCUCCCCCACCACGUCCUUUAGCGACUGGGGGCGCCUGGAGGCGGCCAUUAGGAGUGGCUGGAGAGCCUUCUGGCAGUCGGUGGGCAAGGAGAGGGCGGCAGCGGCGGCCCCGGAGGAGGCGGACGAGGAGGCCAGUGCCCUGACCCGGCUGCCGAUUGAUGUACAGCUUUUUAUUUUGUCAUUUCUUUCACCUCAUGAUCUGUGCCAUUUGGGAAGUACAAAUCAUUAUUGGAAUGAAACUGUUCGAGAUCCAAUUCUUUGGAGAUAUUUUCUGUUGCGAGAUCUUCCUUCUUGGUCUUCUGUUGACUGGAAGUCUCUUCCAGAUCUAGAAAUCUUAAAAAAGCCAGUAUCUGAAGUCACGGAUGGUGCAGUUUUUGACUAUAUGGCAGUCUAUAAAAAGUGCUGCCCGCAUACCAGAAGAGCCUUGAAAUCCAGCCGUCCUAUGUAUGGAGCUGUCACCUCCUUUUUGCACUCUCUGAUCCUUCACAAUGAACCACGAUUUGCUAUGUUUGGACCAGGUUUGGAAGAAUUGAAUACAUCUCUGGUGCUGAGCUUGAUGUCUUCCACAGAGUUUUGCCCAACUGCUGGUUUACCUCAGAGGCAAAUUGAUGGCAUUGGAUCAGGAGUCAAUUUUCAACUGAGUAAUCAACAUAAAUUCAAUAUCCUGAUACUGUAUUCAACUACCAGAAAGGAGAGAGAUCGAGCCAGAGAAGAGCACACAAGUGCAGUUAAUAAGAUGUUCAGUCUACAGAAUGAAGGGAAUGAUCAGCAAGGAAGCCGGUACAGUGUGAUCCCACAGAUUCAGAAGGUGUGUGAGGUUGUAGAUGGGUUCAUCUAUGUUGCAAAUGCUGAAGCUCAUAAAAGACAUGAAUGGCAAGAUGAAUUUUCUCAUAUUAUGGCAAUGACUGAUCCGGCUUUUGGAUCUCCAGGAAGACCAAUAUUAGUGUUAUCUUGUAUUUCUCAAGCAGCUGUAAAAAGGAUGCCUUGUUUUUAUUUGGCCCAUGAACUACAUCUCAAUCUUCUUAAUCACCCAUGGAUGGUCCAGGAUACAGAAGCUGAAACUCUUUCAGGUUUUUUGAAUGGCAUCCAGUGGAUUCUUGAAGAAGUGGAAUCUAAGCGUGCACGAUGA
Molecule: messenger RNA, 1161 nt
Organism: Elephantulus edwardii (Cape elephant shrew)
Lineage: Eukaryota; Metazoa; Chordata; Mammalia; Macroscelidea; Macroscelididae
Gene: FBXO4
Product: F-box protein 4
Exons: 7
Coding region: 1-1161 (386 amino acids)
Biological process (GO): protein polyubiquitination; SCF-dependent proteasomal ubiquitin-dependent protein catabolic process
Cellular component (GO): SCF ubiquitin ligase complex
Molecular function (GO): protein binding
Source: RefSeq, a predicted model, not a curated record